AUGAAGAUCACAGAGGCCCGCGUUUCAGACAGUGGGAUGUACCUCUGCGUGGCCACAAACAUUGCUGGGAACGUGACUCAGUCUGUUAAAUUAAGUGUUCACGUUCCUCCAAAGAUACAGCGUGGCCCUAAACUUCUGAAAGUCCAAGUUGGCCAAAGAGCGGACAUUCCGUGCAAUGCUCAGGGGACGCCUCUUCCUGUAAUCACCUGGUUUAAAGGUGGAAGCGCCGUGCUGGUUGAUGGAGUCCAGCAUGUUAGCCAUCCAGGUGGAAUGUUAAGCAUCAGCCAAGCCAUGCUCUCAGAUGCCGGAGCGUACACAUGUGUUGCUGCUAACAUAGCAGGCAGCGAUGAAACGGAGAUAACACUCCACGUCCAAGAACCACCUACACUGGAAGAUCUGGAACCUCCAUAUAACACCCCAUUCCAAGAAAGAGUGGCCAAUCAGCGCAUUGCAUUCCCAUGUCCUGCAAAAGGUACUCCCAAACCAACCAUCAAAUGGUUACGGAAUGGCAGAGAGCUGACAGGCAGAGAGCCUGGUAUUUCUGUCUUGGACGAAGGCACAAUGUUGGUUAUUGCUUCUGUUACACCGUAUGACAAUGGGGAGUACAUCUGUGUAGUAGUCAAUGAAGCUGGGACCACAGAAAAAAAAUAUAACCUCAAAGUCCAUGUUCCUCCAGUAAUUAAAGAUAAAGAACAAGUAACAAAUGUGUCCGUGUUGGUCAAUCAGCUGACCAAUCUCUUCUGUGAAGUUGAAGGAACUCCCUCUCCCAUCAUUAUGUGGUACAAAGAUGAUGUCCAGGUGACUGAAAGCAGCACUGUUCAGAUUGUGAACAACGGGAAGAUAUUAAAGCUCUUCAAAGCCGCUCCGAAGGAUGCGGGAAGAUACUCCUGCAAAGCCAUUAAUGUUGCAGGCUCGUCUCAGAAGUACUUUAACAUCGAUGUGCUAGUUCCACCCACCAUCAUAGGUGCCAACUCCGCCAAUGAAGUCUCAGUUGUCCUCAGUCACGACACCAGCCUUGAAUGCCAGGUCAAGGGCACUCCCUUCCCAGUGAUUGACUGGUUCAAAGAUGGCAAGCCUUUAUUUUUGGGAGAUCCUAAUAUUGAACUUCUAGACAGAGGACAAGUUUUACAUUUAAAGAAUGUGCGAAGAAGUGACAAGGGGCGCUACCAGUGCACUGUGUCCAAUGCAGCUGGCAAGCAAGCCAAGGAUAUAAAACUGACAGUCCAUAUGCCGCCGGCUGUAGAAGGAGGAGAUGAAACAUCUUACUUCAUAGUGAUGGUUAAUAACUUAUUGGAGCUAGACUGUCAAGUGACAGGCUCUCCCCCACCAACUAUCAUUGCUAUAGGAAAUGCAAUUAAGGACCAGUCAACUAAGUCUCUGAUUCAGCAACGUACAUGUGUCAUGUCAGCAAUGUUGCUGGAACUGCUGAAAAAUCGUUCCAUGUGGACGUUUAUGCUGAUAAAGCCUAGAAAACUUGUUUCUGCUCUGAAAUCCUUUGUAGUUCCACCCAGUAUUAAAGGAGGGAAUGUCACCACAGAAAUAUCAGCGUUGAUCAACAGCGUAAUUAAACUGGAGUGUGAAACACGCGGACUUCCGCUGCCAGCUGUCACGUGGUAUAAGGACGGCCAGCCGAUCAUCUCCAGUUCGCAAGCACUUUAUAUUGAUAAAGGACAGUUUCUUCAUAUCCCUCGAGCACAGGUCUCUGAUUCAGCAACGUACAUGUGUCAUGUCACCAAUGUUGCUGGAACUGCUGAAAAAUCGUUCCACGUGGACGUUUAUGGUAAGGAACAUAUAUAUGCUUUAAUCAUCUCUCUUUCCACCUUUGCCUUCUAA
Messenger RNA from Myotis davidii, 1833 nucleotides. Its product is annotated as hemicentin-1-like. Gene Ontology annotation, cellular component: cell-cell junction. Lineage: Eukaryota; Metazoa; Chordata; Mammalia; Chiroptera; Vespertilionidae. Gene Ontology annotation, biological process: cell-cell adhesion. Gene Ontology annotation, molecular function: cell adhesion molecule binding. The record is from RefSeq and is a predicted model, not a curated record. The transcript is spliced from 11 exons. The coding region runs from base 1 to 1833 and encodes 610 amino acids.